GCAGUGCACGCUCUCAGGCAGCAGCGCCGAGUUCAUCUGUUUCUGAAGCUACCAGUUGCUCUCAUCCGCUUCUUCCAUCGAGAAGGUACUGCUUGAGGCAGGUUGUUUGCCUUUGUGCCCACCGUUCCAUACACCACCCGUCGUCGCCACGCAAGAGGUCGAUUCCUCACGCCCUUUGACGCCCUUCUCCCAUCUGAUUGUCCCCGGCGGGCCCUUCCCUCGAGAUGAAAAUAAGAGAGUACUGCUGCUGUGCCGUACCCAUCGUCAAUGCAGGCAUCUAUGCCGUUCUGACCGAGCAGUUGGUUUUGGGCAUCCUCGCCGGCACGUUAGCCGUGGCAACCCCGCAUUUGGUGGGUGCUGCUACACCGUCGUUUGCGAAAUGGAUAUUUGCCAUCAUAUGUUACGUCGGGGCGGGUUUGCAGGUCCUCGGUUUCCUUGCUGUAAACCAGGAUAAGACCAUUCUGUAUCGACGAUACACCACUCUGCAUAUCAUGAUUACGAGUGCUGCGUUCUCAGUCGCUGCUGUUUGGAUCAUCAUCUCCGCCUCUCGGCAUUCGACUGCCAAAUCGACAUGUCAGACUGAUUUCUUCGCCAACGCAACUUCGGGCGCUACUUCCUCCGAGGCGGACACGCUGUGCAACAUUUUUCCAUGGGUAGACGUGGGAUUAAUGGGUGGUCUCUGGGUAGUGAUGGCCAUUGCUCAGUUCUAUUUCUACUUCGUCGUGUCAUCGUUCGGGAAAGCCCAGCGUGAAGCCAUCUCCACCUAUAACUCCAUCUACGACGCAUCGAAGCCGCUCACAAACGACAUCCCGAUGAAUGACCGAUCGGACCCAUGGGACCCACGCCGGUCUGUAGACUCCCUCGACAAUGAGGGUGGUCGGGGACGAGGGUUUUCUCACCACAGGGACGACAGCAUCCAAAGCGUAUCCACCGUCAUGGGCGACAAGAUGGAGCGCCCGACGGAUGGGUACGCGCCAGGCGGCUAUCCAAGCUAUGGUGGCGGCGACCCGUCACAGCCCGGCCGGAGAACCAGUGUACUCUCCCAGCCCAGCUACGCAUACACCCAAGACCCCGGCCCCACUCCGCGAUUCAACGAUAACUAUUAUUCAAGCAGUCGUGCUGCGGGGAUGGACAUGCCGGAGCGGGCUCAAGCUCAUCCCGGUUAGUGUCCCCCUCCCUUGCAUUCGUCUAUUGCGACGGAUCCGACUUGGCCGCAGUCGUGGCUGCUCAGGCGGCUGAGGGCUCAUUUCGCCGCAAGACCCCGCGCAUGAAGCAUCCAUCGGAUGAUUUCGAUCGCAGCUUCUUUGCAACCCGGCCUGCAUGACGGACGUUCGGAUAUAGCUACUGUGAUCCUUAUUACAUCCUCCUAAUCGGACUACCAUGGACUCGCUUUCGUACGCCUGUAUAUUAGUAACCUCCCACUGCUAUGCAUUUUGCCGUC
Gloeophyllum trabeum ATCC 11539 is the source of this 1441-nucleotide messenger RNA. RefSeq lists its product as uncharacterized. The record is from RefSeq and is a predicted model, not a curated record. Bases 225 to 1166 code for a protein of 313 amino acids. NCBI's taxonomy places the organism in Eukaryota, Fungi, Basidiomycota, Agaricomycetes, Gloeophyllales, Gloeophyllaceae. The transcript has 5 exons.